AUGACUAGUUUCAAAUGUGGAGGAAUGACACUGGGCUUCAGUUGGGCUCAUGUCCUUGGAGAUGCAUUCUCACUUUCUCAAUACCUCAACUUGUUGGGCCAAAUCAUGAUAGCUCCUGAUCAUCAACCACCCACCAACUCACUACCCACCCUGCUACCAAAACUUGCAGAAACCAAUAAAGCUAAUAAACCCAAUAACCCAUCAUCACUUCUGGUUGAACCACUUUCGGUUAAAUGGGUUGAACCGGUUGGAGACCACUGGAUAACUGCCAAUAACUGUACGAUGGAAAACUAUUCCUUCCAUAUCACCGCCCAACAAUUGAAGGCCAUGAGUUCAAAGAUGUCUUUUAAAAUUCCAUUAUUUGAAUCUCUCUCUGCUAUCUUCUGGCAAUGCUUAACAAGAAUUAGAAAAGGAUCAGAAGAACCAAAGACUGUGACCAUCAUCUGCAGAAACAGAGAGAAGAAGGGAGGGAGUAGUACUUAUUUGAUCAGCAACUACAACCAGACAAUAAGCACAGUUCAGGUUGAUUUCUCUGUCACUGAAGCUGACCCAAAGGAAUUAGCAGCAAUGAUCAUGGAACAGAAGAAGGUUGAUGAAAAAAGCAAGAUUGAAGAAAUGGUGAAGCAGGAUCAAGGGAUGUCUGAUUUGAUCAUUUAUGGUGCAAAUCUAACAUUUGUGGAUUUAGGAGAGGCUGAUCUUUAUGGGUUUGAGUUGAAGAAACAGAAACCAGCUUUUGUGAAUUAUACAAUUGAUGGGGUUGGAGAUGAAGGGGUCAUUCUAGUGAUGAAGGGUCCUCCAUCAGGUAAAGUAAAUGAUGAUGAUGGCGAUAUUGGUGAUGAAGGAAGGACUGUAACUGUCAUUCUUCCUAAAAAUCAGAUAAUGAUGCUGAAAGAUGAGCUCCGAAGCGAAUGGUCUAUUGCCUGAUGAUAUUAACAGUCUCUCCUGUGAAGCAAAGGGUAAGAUUGCGCACAUUUGUCCUCCCAGAACCUACAGUAGCUGGAGCCUCGUGUACUGGGAAGCUCUUUAAUUUUUUCUUUUUUUCUUUUUUUUUUCAUCGGUAUUUUUUUGAGUAUGAUACAAUAUCAUUAUCUUAAACCCUAUAGAAAUACCAAAAUCAACUUGGACCCACGACCAUAGGAUUAAAAGUCCUGCGCUCUACCAGCUGAGCUAAGUCGGCAUAUUAAUUUAAGAGUAAUUUGCUUCUGCCACUUUAAGAAAUGACAACAUUGAUAAUCCUAAUGUACUUUCAUUUCUCAGUGAUAUCUUAUUUCUUUUGUGAAAAUUGAUAAAUCUUUGUUAACUAUUUAUUUGAUGCAUAACUUUGUGAUUAGAUUUUUCCCCCUUUUUCAUUGAUGGAUUAACAGAGCUCGUAGCUGACACAGGGACCCAAUGUGUCAGAGCUCGUAGCUGUAAUAAAUUGAAUUAUGAUAACAAUAAUGAAAUAAUCUAGAGCUUGGAGUCCAUUGGUCACCUGAAGGGGAAGGUUGGCUUUAUAAUCAAAGGUGAAACCUGGUCUGAAUGGGAAGUACUUUGGCUCUUGGCAAGCAGUUGAGUUCAGUGCUUGAUUCCCACCAAACAAAUCCAGUCUCGAGUUAGAGUUGGCCAAUUGAAGAAAAUGGAUCACCAGUAAUUGAUCUAAGAGACCCACUGGGAGAAGAUGGAAUUAUAUCAGUAAUGUUUCCACAAACCCCAGGCAUUUGAAAUAAUGGGUUCAUGAAAAUGACCAAAGAAUCACUACAGUGAAGUCCCCUUCCGUACAUGAUUGCUGGUUCGAACCACGAAGAUAUUAAUUAAAAACUGAUUGAACUAAAAGAUUUGUCAGCUUAAUUAAUACUCCAAACCCAAGUCAGUCAAUGCAAGCAGACUCUAUAUGAUAAGCAAAUCAAAUGCAUGGUACAGCUUCUACUUUUGGGUCUGGAGAUCAAUCCCCAAUUCCUCAAGUGGAUUAAUUUCAUUAAAUCUAUUUGAGUUAAGACUACAAUAACUGUUGCUUUUUCAAAAUGCCAAAUAUGGAGCAUAUUUUUCAGUAACUGCGAGGCAAUUCAUAGGAUGUGGCAGACUAGCAAAGGUAACAGAUUUGAUUAUUAACUUUUACUAGAAAUGACAAAAGUUUACCCUGCUUCUACCCAAAAACAGACAAAAGUUUACUCUGCUUCUGGGGUAAUUCAUCAUGAACCUGAUUAAUGAUUGAUUGGAAGGUAUUUAUCAUCAUUUGAGAGAUCAAACAGGCAUAUCAAUAUUCUUCAGUUCUCUCAAGGGACUUCGAGCAAAGAAUUCAUUGAGCAAAUAAAGUUCCGUCUU
Molecule: messenger RNA, 2301 nt
Organism: Macadamia integrifolia
Lineage: Eukaryota; Viridiplantae; Streptophyta; Magnoliopsida; Proteales; Proteaceae
Product: protein ECERIFERUM 26-like
Exons: 1
Coding region: 1-924 (307 amino acids)
Molecular function (GO): acyltransferase activity, transferring groups other than amino-acyl groups
Source: RefSeq, a predicted model, not a curated record